This is a messenger RNA of Pichia kudriavzevii, 576 nucleotides long. RefSeq lists its product as uncharacterized. NCBI's taxonomy places the organism in Eukaryota, Fungi, Ascomycota, Pichiomycetes, Pichiales, Pichiaceae. Gene Ontology annotation, molecular function: peptidyl-tRNA hydrolase activity. The record is from RefSeq and is a predicted model, not a curated record. The transcript has a single exon. Gene Ontology annotation, cellular component: cytosol; mitochondrion. The coding region runs from base 1 to 576 and encodes 191 amino acids.
AUGAGCAAUAGUGCUAGUUUUGCUGUUAUUGCUGGUCUGUUUGGUGUUCUUAGUGGUAUUUAUAUUGGAACCCAUCUGAAUGUGAUUCCAAACUCGGGUCUUCCAAAGAAACUAAAAAAAAUAGCCAAUGCAGAAGACAAUGCUCCAAGUGAUGACGAAAAUUACAGCGAUGACGAGGAUGGGGGGAUUGAAGUAAAUAGUGGAUCACUGAAUGAAAUCGGAGGUGAAGUCCGUAUGGCUUUAGUUGUAAGAACGGAUUUGGGUAUGUUGAAGGGUAAGGUUGCGGCACAGUGUUCACAUGCAGCUGUUGCAUUGUAUAGGAAAAACCUGGUUAAUAACCCAACAAUGCUAAAAAGAUGGGAAAACUGUGGACAGGCGAAAAUCACCCUCAAAUGCGUUUCAUUGGAAGAUAUUGAAGAGUUGCAAGCUAAAGCUGCAAGCUUGAAUAUUGAAAACUACCUUGUUCAUGAUGCUGGCAGAACUCAGAUUGCAAGUGGCUCUGCUACUGUUCUUGGUUUAGGUCCUGCUCCAAAGGCCAUCAUGGAUAUGGUUACUGGUGAACUAAAAUUGUAUUAG